Messenger RNA from [Torrubiella] hemipterigena, 1395 nucleotides. The record is from the annotation of a GenBank genome assembly. Lineage: Eukaryota; Fungi; Ascomycota; Sordariomycetes; Hypocreales; Clavicipitaceae.
AUGAGUCGCACAUUGCCUGCGAGGCAGGCCGAAGAGCUGCACAAAUCUAUAAUCGCUUAUUUAUCUGCGAAUAAUCUACCUACGAGCGCCUCCGCCCUGCGUGGCGAGCUGUCGUUGGGCGAAGACGUGUACGAUGCCAAUACGGCGAAGAAAUAUGAGACGCUACUGGAGAAGAAAUGGACCAGUAUCGUGAGACUCCAGAAGAAGAUCAUGGAGCUUGAGACCCGAAAUGCUGAACUCCAGAGCGAAGUCGACAAUGCGACUCCCACAUCCCUCUCGAAACGAAACCAGGAUCCUGUGUCCUGGCUCCCCCGAAACCCCAGCCGACACACACUCGAAGGCCAUCGUGAUCCGGUAAAUUGUGUGGCCUUCCACCCCAAGUUCUCCUCCUUGGCGUCCGGCUCCGACGACUGUACAAUUAGAAUAUACGAUUGGGAACUUGGAGAAUGGGAACAGACUAUCAAGGCACACACUAGGGCUGUUCUUGACUUGGAUUAUGGCGGCCCCAAAAGCGCGCUGCUUCUGGCAUCUUGCAGCUCGGACCUCUCCAUCAAGAUUUGGGACCCUGCGGAUGGCUACAAGAAUAUCCGAACACUAUCUGGACAUGACCACAGUGUUAGCGCUGUGAGAUUUAUUCCAUCUGGCUCAACUGGCGCAUUCUCAACAGGAAACAUGUUGGUGAGUGCCAGUGGCGACAAGACACUCAAGAUCUGGGACACAACGACUGGCUUUUGCGUCAGAACGCUGCACGGCCACGUUGGAUGGGUUCGUGAUGUAUGCCCCUCGCUAGAUGGAAAUUAUUUGCUGUCUACGGGUGCCGAUCACACGGCAAGAUUAUGGGAGUUGUCGGUGGCCAACCCGGAAACAAAAGUGACUAUGCUUGGCCAUGAGCACGUAGUGCAGUGCUGUGCUUUUGCACCACCAGCUGCGUAUGAGUAUCUCGGAGCGCUAGCUGGCUUGAAGAAGCCUCCGCCUUUGACGAGCCCCGCUGAGUUUAUGGCCACCGGAUCGCGUGACAAGACGAUUCGACUCUGGGAUUCCCGCGGAACUUGCAUCAAGGUCUUGAUUGGCCAUGACAACUGGGUGAACGGCUUAGUGUUCCACCCCGGUGGAAAAUAUCUGCUGUCUGUUGCCGACGACAAGUCUCUGAGAUGCUGGGACUUGAGCCAGGAAGGAAAGUGCGUCAAGGUCAUCAGCGACUCACACGACCACUUUGUCAAGUGUCUACGAUGGGCACCAAGCCUCGCAAAGGAUGCACCAGCUGUCAAUGGCGGCGCUAUCACCCAAAAUGGCGAAGAUGGAGCAGUAAAGAAGGCAGACACCGCGGAAGAAAAGAUCCGUUGCGUUAUUGCCACUGCUAGUGUUGAUCAAAAGGUCAAGGUUUGGGCCAACUAG